AUGAUUGUCCCCAAUGCAAACAGUCUUCAGAAAAUGGAGGACGGAUUAAAACAGGUGCUGGUGGGGCGUCACGCUUUUAUGACCAACAAAGUUUAUUUCCUGAGCACGCUCUACCACUGCGACUUCUACAUUCUUCCGGGCGACUACUUCCUCGUUGCCAAGACCUGGCCGAUGCGCAGAGGUUCCCCGCUGUUCCCCGUCUUCAACCACCACAUGAUCUCGAUGGCGGAGUCGGGUCUGGUCGUCAAGUCGUCCCGGAAGUGGAUGCCUCGAGAGGCGUCGUGCGAGAGCAACAGCGUCGACGCCAUCGGCCUCGCCACCGUCAUGACGGCCUUCCUGUCAGUUUCAUUCCAUAUUCACUGUGAUUCAGUCGUUUUCAAUAUGUCACCCAUAAAUAGGUCACACCUACGCGUGCAGUUCAAAAUCAGAAAAACAUCACGUUAUGCAUUUAGGGCCUACAUAGGCGGUUCACAGGAAAACGGUGUUCUCAACUACGCAACAACAUCAGAAUAUCAUGAUUUUGAUAGCAACAACAGUUAUAACUCACACAUGACUGCUCAGUAG
Messenger RNA from Penaeus monodon (black tiger shrimp), 564 nucleotides. RefSeq lists its product as uncharacterized. The record is from RefSeq and is a predicted model, not a curated record. The transcript is spliced from 4 exons. The coding region runs from base 1 to 564 and encodes 187 amino acids. NCBI's taxonomy places the organism in Eukaryota, Metazoa, Arthropoda, Malacostraca, Decapoda, Penaeidae.